AUGAAGCUCACCCCAAUCGUCUUCCUCACCCUCGCCGCCUCGGCCGUGGCCCAGGACUUCGCUCCCCCAGAUUACGUAGGCUACGCAGAGAUAGCCGUCCGCACAUCCCACCACGGCGGCAACAAGGGCAACUCCACCCGCGGCAACACCGGCGGCGGCGGCGGUAACAGGGGCAACAGGGGCAACUCGACCACCACCCCCGGAGGCAACAGGGGCGGCAACACCGGCGGCGCUACCAGGGGUAACUCGACCACGACGCCCGGCGGCACUACCGGAGGCAACAGGGGCGGCAACUCGACCACCGGCGGCGGCGGCAACAGGGGCGGCGGCAACACCGGCGGCAAUUCGACGCGUGGUGGUGGUGGUGGUGGUGGCGCUGGUGGGAACCGGGGAGGCGGCAGCGCGACGGCGAGCACCAGCGCGACCCGGACGGGCGCCCCGGGCUCGACGGCGACGCCGAGCGGCGCGCCCGUGCGCAGCGCGGCGAUGGGCUUUGUCAACUCCAAUGCCGGCGGGGCUGUCCUGUCGGUGCUGGGCCUGGGCGUCAUGUGUGCCGUGAUGCUGUGA
This is a messenger RNA of Thyridium curvatum, 567 nucleotides long. RefSeq lists its product as uncharacterized. The transcript is spliced from 2 exons. The record is from RefSeq and is a predicted model, not a curated record. The coding region runs from base 1 to 567 and encodes 188 amino acids. NCBI's taxonomy places the organism in Eukaryota, Fungi, Ascomycota, Sordariomycetes, Thyridiales, Thyridiaceae.